CUCGCCCCGCGCAGCCCCGCCCCGGCCGCCAUCCGCCCGCGCCGGCCCGCGCCGCAGCCCGAAGCCAUGAGCUUCUUCGGGUUCGGGCAGAGCGCGGAGCUUGAGCUGGUGCUGAGCGACGCCGAGAGCCGGCGGCGGGUGGAGCAUAAAACGGAGGAAGGCAAGAAGGAGAAAUACUUUCUCUUCUACGACGGCGAGACCGUGUCGGGGCGGGUGGUUCUCACGCUCAAGAACCCCAACAAGCGGCUGGAGCACCAGGGCAUCAAGGUGGAAUUCAUCGGGCAGAUCGAACUCUACUAUGACCGAGGGAACCACCAUGAGUUCGUGUCCCUGGUGAAGGACCUGGCCCGGCCCGGGGAAUUCACUCAAUCGCAGACGUUCGACUUCGAGUUCACACACGUGGAGAAACCUUACGAGUCCUACACGGGGCAGAACGUGAAGCUACGAUAUUUCCUCCGUGCCACCGUGAGCCGCAGGCUGAACGAUGUGGUCAAGGAGAUGGACAUCGUUGUGCACACCCUGAGCACCUACCCCGAGCUCAACUCCUCCAUCAAGAUGGAAGUGGGCAUCGAGGACUGCCUGCACAUCGAGUUCGAGUACAACAAGUCCAAGUACCACUUAAAAGAUGUGAUUGUGGGGAAGAUCUACUUCCUGCUGGUGCGGAUCAAGAUCAAGCACAUGGAGAUAGACAUCAUCAAGAGGGAGACGACGGGCACGGGGCCCAACGUGUACCACGAGAACGACACCAUAGCGAAGUACGAGAUCAUGGAUGGGGCACCUGUGAGAGGGGAGUCCAUUCCCAUCAGGCUCUUUCUGGCUGGUUAUGAGCUGACUCCAACCAUGAGGGACAUCAACAAGAAGUUCUCUGUGCGUUAUUACCUCAACCUGGUGCUGAUUGAUGAGGAGGAGAGGCGCUACUUCAAACAGCAGGAGGUGGUGCUGUGGAGGAAAGGGGACAUCGUGAGGAAGAGCAUGUCCCACCAAGCUGCCAUCGCGUCCCAGCGCUUCGAGGGGACGUCCUCGCACGGCGAGGCCAAGCCCCCCGGGCAGCCCGCGGAGAACAACGGCCGGCAGUGAGGCCGGGGGGCCGCCGGGAGCCCCCAGGACAGCGGCACCGAGGAGGAGACGCUCAGAGACUUCACAGAAAUAAAUACCCGUUUUUGACUAAAUUCCUUUCUUCAAAGGACUGGCGGGGUGGGACGGGGCGGGAGGGCUCGGCAAGCUGGAGCGCUGGCGGCGCGGCGUCGGAGGUGCCGGGGCGCUUCCCGAUCCAUACAUUCCUCUGGAGGCUGGGGUCGGCUGCUUUGAGGCAAUGUCCGGAGGCUGCGGAGCUGCCUGAUCUCCUCUGUGCCCCGAGAGCCUCGGCCUGGCGGCGGGGAAGGACAGAGCAAGCGAAGGCCCCAUCUGCUGCUGCUUCUCCCCAGCCGUGUGGAGGUUGCUUUGGGGCUGUGUAGGAUGGAUGUUUUUCUUGCCUUUCCAAAAUCUUCCCUGGGGAAAACGGCCUGGUGAUUAGCUGCGUGCUAGAGGAGGGAUCAGAGACUGUGGUGUGGCCUGCUGGAAGUUGUGUGGUGUCAUUCCCUCGCUGCUUCUCCUUCCUCUUCGUGCUGGCGUUGGAUUCCUUGCCACAAGCAGUUGGAUGAUGCAGGUGACUCAGCCCUGGGACUGCCACCCAGCAGGACUCAGCGUGGGGCACGGGCAGGGCCGUGCUGUGUCCCAGCAGGAGCUGUGGCUGGUAGGAGGGAGUGAGAUGUGUGGAUACGGGAGGAGGUGGCACAGGGUGGGCAGAGCAGUGAUGGUCCCAGUGCUGCUGGGUGGGCAAGAAGUGGGGGCAGGAAGGCUCCUGGCCAAGAGCAGUGCCUUCCUAGUCUUGUCCUGGCAGCUGCCUGAGUGCCCCUGAGAUCCACACUCCGGCUGCUGCACUCGUGCAGCUCCCAGGUGCUGUUACAGAGCAGCCUGGAGAGGCGUAGAGAGCAGUUUUGGAGCUCUUGGGGGCUCUCCUGGGGUGUGUUUACACUGCACACGCUGCCCUGCCCGUGUCUGUGUCCUUGGGACAGAGCAGGCUUUGUGUAGGGACGGACAGCAGGGCAGGGCCGUGUGUGUGCUGUCUGGUUUGCUGCCUCGCGCGUGCGGGACCAGGAUCAGCGGGGGCAGAAGGUGGAUGCAGUUGUUGUGGGAGGCUCAAACAGGCCUGUGUGGGCUGCUGGAUGGAAGCGUGGCAGAGCUCUGAUUCCAGAGACACAUUCCUGAGGCCUGAGCUGAAGUCACCAGCGAGGUCUGAGAGCUUGCAAUGAGCUGAGAACCUGAAUGUGGGUUUUCUUUUUUAAAAUAAGCUGCUUUUAGCCUUCAGCUAAGUAGACUCAUGAGAACACUACCAGAAGGAAGUCACUCCUCCAUUAAAAAUCAGAUGUGGCUUUGUAGACUUGGUGGACUGAGUUUGGAGAAUGUCCAUCCUGUUUAGCUGCCCUUCAACAAGCAGGUGCUGAGACCUCCUACCCGAGGGGGAGACAAGCCUGCACCGCGUGCUGGGAUGGGAGCUCUGUCAAGUGGGAUUUGUCUGGAUUUCCCUGAGUUUGUGGCUCGCUACUUUGUCCAGCUUCCUUUUGGCUCUGGAAUCAAGUUCCUCUGUCCUACAGCUGAAUGUAGAGCAGGUGUCUUGCAGCUGGGAAAUGGAAGUUUCUGCUUUGUUCAGUGGAACGGUGCUGGUGGAGGGAGUGGGGCCGGGGUGGGAAGGGAAGCUUUAUAUGUAAUGACAGCUACUGUAUUUCAGUGAUAAAUGUGUGUUUUCUGCUUGCCAAAGUAAGUUAUCUUUUCCUCACCACGUGUAAGGUUGUGGUUUUUAGUAGAGCUGGCCAGUCUCACUCUGUAGAGGACUAAUGCUCUCAUCUCUGCUGACCGCUUGUGUCACCCCAUGUUUCUGCUGUGCACCACAAGGACGUGGCUCGCUUUGCCCCCAUGGCGAGUCUGGGCCGUGGGCUGGGGCUGUGUCUUCCCAAGGCUGGAGCAAAAGCUCACUGCAGACAACAAUCACCUUGUUGUGCCAGGGCCAGGGGUGGGGACCUGCUGCAGGUCUGCCAUGGCAAAGGACCCCGGAUGGCACUUUGGACACUCCUCCCUCCCUCCCUGGGGGGAACUGCCUGUCCUGCAGCCAGGCACAAUCCCUUAGGGACAAGUGAAGCUCCUCUGGGAGCCCUUGGGGAUAGCAGACUAUCUUUCCAUGGCUGAGCUGAGCACAGCAGCACCCUCACAAUCUUCCUAAGCUUUCCUUCAGCCCCCUCCUUGCUGAAUUCCUUUGUUCCCUUUAUUCCCCUGGAUUGUAGGCCAUGUGGUGGUAAAGAAACCCCCUGGAUGGAGAUGUCUCUGCAUUCCAGGAGUGGGUUUUUUUCCUGCCUGACUGGAUAUGAGAUCAUUGCCUGGCUGUAAGGAGAUGGCUGUUUAACAUCAUCAUUCCUGGAGGGUUCCCUUGGAAAAGGUGCAUGAGCCUGGACAUGGAGUUGGGUUUUUUUUUUCCUUCUUUGUCCCCUCUCCCCUCUGUCCCUACGUGUGGAACCAGAACUUAGAAAUAAUCCCCAUUUUUACUGAAUCUAAUGGACCAUUCAGCCUGUCCACCACUGGGCCCUCUGUUUGUCUGGGGUGGAGCGGAUGUGCUGAGCAUCCUUAGAGAGAAGCUGGGGUCACUCCAGGACAAGGUACUCUAGAACAGUGUUUUGUUAGCAUGUUAAGGGGCAGAUGCUGCUCGAGCAGUCCUGUCCCCCGGAGCUGGUGGUUCUGUGCUGUACUUGGGUCAUUCCCUCUCUCCCAGGCAGAGGGGAGUGGGCAAGUACCAAACCAAGCAGUGCAACUUGUAAUUAAGCCUCUGCUGUGUUUACAUGUUUCUUAAUUCGUCGUCUUUUCAAUGGCUGUAUUUUAAAAGUUCGGUUUUUUUGUCUCUCCAAUUAAAAAGAGCCAGCCCUGGCUGUCAAAUGCUGUGCA
Corvus hawaiiensis (hawaiian crow) is the source of this 3969-nucleotide messenger RNA. It is a transcript of the gene VPS26B, whose product is annotated as VPS26, retromer complex component B. Bases 67 to 1077 code for a protein of 336 amino acids. NCBI's taxonomy places the organism in Eukaryota, Metazoa, Chordata, Aves, Passeriformes, Corvidae. Gene Ontology annotation, biological process: retrograde transport, endosome to Golgi; intracellular protein transport. Gene Ontology annotation, cellular component: retromer complex; endosome. The transcript has 6 exons. The record is from RefSeq and is a predicted model, not a curated record.